This is a messenger RNA of Physella acuta, 1062 nucleotides long. RefSeq lists its product as uncharacterized. The record is from RefSeq and is a predicted model, not a curated record. NCBI's taxonomy places the organism in Eukaryota, Metazoa, Mollusca, Gastropoda, Physidae. Gene Ontology annotation, cellular component: membrane.
UAUAAAAUACGCAAUAAAAGAAACUAACCUACACGACAACUAACAAAUAUCUUUGUGUAACUUCUAGUUGGAGAGAUUAUAAAAAAAGCAACAAAAUAACUAACAUCCACGAAAACUAACAAAUAUAGCCUCGAAACCAAAAUGUCAAGCUCGUUUCUGGAACUUCAGAGGAUAACGACGAAUCGACCCGACUCGUUCCCUUAUGGAGGGAUGCGGAUCAUGGGCGCCCUGCAGAUUAACACGGGGAUCAUCGUCUUCGCCCUGGGGAUGGCGGAUAUCAUCCUGACCAUGACGUCAUACGACAGUGACGUCACGAGCUACGGUUCGAAGUACGAAGCCGUCGUGUCGCUGACGCUCGUGUCGUCACCACUGUGGUGUGGGAUUUGGUUUGCGAUAGCGGGAGCCUUAGGCACGUGCAUAACAAGACAGAGGGCUCACUCGUUACAACUGUUGAAAAUAGCUUUCCUGGUAAUCAAUAUCUUGUGCAGUGCUGUAUUCGGUCCCGUUUGUAUGUUUAUCAAUGGAUACAUUUCAUAUACGCGCCACUCUAUAGACAGCUGUCGCCUCCAAUGGCUAGUGACUCUGUUCAUCUGUUUCCUCGGGGUUCUGGAGAUCAUCAUGUGCACGGCUAGUGCCUCAGUCACGUGCUGUUGCUCACCUCUCAACGCAACUCAGGUCCACGUCCUAGUGAAUCCACGAUGUUUAAAGGACGGCAAGUUUGUGGUGGAGCCCAUUGACCAGCAGAAGAAACAGCUGGCCUUGACCGCUCCUGACGACCACGGGGACAGGUACGCCAUCAGGAAAAUCGAAGGCAACAUCAUCAACAACAACACCAACAUCAACAACAACAACACGAUGAAGACGGAAGAGGAGAUUAAGAAGAUAUCCGCGAAGCCAAGGACAUCUCCAUUCAUAGUUCAAACCGUCCAAUCAAAUCGAAGCGUACGGGCGGAAGUGGAUGUGCCGAUUUACGAUUCGUUCGGAGACGAUUCACGGUAUCCCAAGCAAAAGAAAUGGGCGUUUCCCCACUGGUAAAAACUAUGAAAUAUAUUUGUGUGUUGA